Messenger RNA from Saccostrea cuccullata (small rock oyster), 2927 nucleotides. RefSeq lists its product as uncharacterized. The record is from RefSeq and is a predicted model, not a curated record. Lineage: Eukaryota; Metazoa; Mollusca; Bivalvia; Ostreida; Ostreidae. Gene Ontology annotation, molecular function: growth factor activity. The coding region runs from base 660 to 1415 and encodes 251 amino acids. The transcript is spliced from 5 exons.
AGAGCGGGCGCCCUAUUUUAAAAUCGCACCAGGUAUUCUAGAGAGCUUACUACAUAGACAGGUAAUAUAGAGCGACACACGUACUGCAUGACAGCUUAACUAAACAGCCAUUCGUUUUCACUUCUACCUCUCUCUAUUUGGGAUUAACGGAUUAAUGGAUUAAUUGCCCUACUCCUUCCGAUGAAGCUAAAUCAACAAAAAAUUUUACAAUUCGAUCGGUGUGUUACUUUAGUGGAAAAUACCGUUUUGUGAAAUAUAUUCCAGGUAUAUAUAUUUUACAUGUAUAUAUGUAAAAUCGAAAGAGGGAAAAUGCCAUAAAAAUUGCAUGUUUCAUCAGAUUUUUCUUCUGAAGAGCACUGAAGGAAAAAAGAUUUCUUAAAAGUGGAGGAAGCAUUUUUAUAUUUUUUAAUGGAAUUAUUAGAAACUUCACGUUGUGCUACAAACGUGUGAUGAUUUGUGAAAUAAACCCGCGCUCGGCUCUUUUGAGGGCCGAUACCUAAGAAUCAAUAUUCAAUUUCUAUUUUUUGAAGAAAAAAAUUAUUUUGUGUGUGAAUUUGAGACCACUGUAUUUAUGAAAGCCCCCAGUUCCCCUCUAUGGCCACUUGACAUUGGUGUAACAUGGCCAGGGGAAGGAGCCAGGAUAGCUUGCUGCCCACAGUAUGAGGAAAAGUGCUCACUCGUUUAGCUUUAUAUGCAGGUCGUCGAAGCUGCUGCUCAUUUUACUGUUGUGCUUAGUGAAUUUUUCUCAGGUUGUCUCGGGUUUCAAAUUUGAUUUACAAAAGUUACCGGAAACUCUAAACGGGCCGCAAACAAGUUUGGUACGAAAAGGCUACUUGUGGAAUUUGUGCUCUAAGAAAUUUGUUCGAAUAAAAAAGCCUGGGUCUAGAGGCGUGGACGCUACUGGUACAAAGGGGAAAGACUUCACUCUUCUUAAGGUUACCUCCAUAGACGGGGGUUUUCUUCGAAUCCAAGGCAUGGAUAACAAUUUAUUCCUGUGCUUUAACAAGAAGGGCAAACUGCGGAUACGGAAUAGGCCUCCGAGAUCCUUGCCGCACAGCUGUGAUUUUUCACAAAAUCUGACAACAUUGGGUUACCAUACCUUUAAGCUCCGUGACAGACCCGAUUGGUCAGUCGGAUUCAAGAAAAAUGGCAGAAAGUUACCCGGUUUCAUUCGACCUGGGAAAAAUCACGAAAGAUGUCAUCAUUUUGAGCUAGAAAUAAUAGAUCUAAGAGUAAGAACACAGCCUUAUGACUUCGACAAAUUACCACCAGGAUAUGUAUUUCCUAAUGAAAGAAAAAAUAAAAAUAAACAAAAACGGCGGAGAAAAAUUCGACAUAAACGGAGAAAAAAUCUGCGGCGUGGUAGACUAAGGGGACGCCAUUUACUAGAAAAACCUAACGGUAUUGAUAGGUGAAAUACAACUAAUGUUUCUUUAGGAUUUAAAACUAUUUUAUCCCGGAGCUUUUCCUGAGGGAGAAAUUUUCAAAAUGUGUUCUCCAGGAGCGCUUCAAGGUACCCACCGAUGUGAUUGGUAUAGCACGAUGUGAUUUGCAAAGCAGCAAAGGGAUUCCGAGUGGACUGUUUUAGUGGUUCUACUUUGGAGGUGUGUAAAAUGAGCAUAGCAGUGAAAUACAUGUAACGUCUUUCUAGACCCAAAGGGGUCGCCAUUGUGAUAGAGAGAAGAACUUGACUUCUUUCAAACAGUUUAUCUGAAUGCAAUAUAUAUAUCUUGUAUCGGUCAUCAAGUGUGUAAAUAAACACCUGACCAGGCUACCGUAAUUUUAGCCAUAACUCAAAAUGUUCAAUGCAUUAAAAAUGUGGCAGACAUAAUAUUAUAUUAUGCGCACUGAUAUUGGAUAAGAGUGAAUGUGUGUUGUGGGCUCCGGAUUGAAGAGAAUGAUCCGUCCCCAAUCGGAGCCCAGAAAAACAAAGCGGAUCACUUGGAAUGAUUCUGUUUGGCACGACAGGUUAUUAGAUAGGUUUUUAUCGGAAACACGGGUAUAUACAAUGUCAAUGCUUGUCCUAUGUAGAUACAUAGUGACGUCAAAUAUGUCCAAUUUUUUUUUCUUAAAACAUUCCAAAACUUAAGGUCAUUUUAGACUAUAAAAGUAAAUUAUUUGGAUAGCGCUAUUGGUGUCGUGAAUAUUUUGCCCUUUGAAUAUAAAUAAUUUUUCAAAACCUGUUGUUAAAAAGGAUGUGAAGUUCGAUCGCGUGUGAACAUUAAUUUAUUUCAUUAAUGCCAUUUUUGCAUUUAACAUUUAUAUUUCACGAACUGGUAGCUUAAAUAUUGUUGGAAAUCCAUCAGAAGUAGUGAAAAUAUUGUAAUAGUCAUGUGAUAUGGCCAGUAUAUUAAAAUUGAAAACGAUUUGUGACGGGGGCAUUGAUGUAAGGUCAAACAUUCCAAAUGGACUUAGGAACUCUUCAGAAAUUGGAGGUGAUUUAAGUCGUAAUCAAAGCACUAGAAUCGUUUUCGAAUGCCAUUUUCGCUUUCUAGCCGCAUAAUACUAAUACGACAUUCAGAUUACUCAAACUGAAAUCCUUAAAUAUAUUUGUUCGUCGAAAGUGACUCAUAAACAAACAUGAUUUUUGAGAAAAAGUCUAUAUUCACCGGCCUAAGUGGCGGGAAUCAGUCGUUUUCCAGGUCUUUGAUAAAAGUUAUGUCACUUCCACAUGACUUCACUUGUUUCAAAAGUAAUCACAUUUGUUACUAUUUAUAGAUGUCCUAAACUAUUGAUGGUGCCUAUAUUGUAUUGAUAUACAAUGUUUUGUUUUGUUUCCAUGGUUAUUGUUUGUAUAAGAUAUGUAAUUGUUACCAAAGAAUAUUUAUUACAUUUUGUAUAUAUCUAUGUUAAAAUUGUCCCAUAAACUAUGUACCUAGUGCACAUAGUGCAGUAGAUACAAUUAAAAUUGAACUAUCCAACAGUUA